ACACCGCUACACAAGGCAGCGCGCGCGCGCGUCGUCGUCGUCACAGCCCAGAGAGCACCGCCCUCGCACACCGCCGGAAAAUGGGAUCCACCAUGCAGCUCACCGGCCUCCUCGGCCUCUCCUCGCCGCCUCUCGCCCAGUCCCACUGCUACAGCUGCAGCGGCGCCAGGAAGCAGAGCUGCUCGCUCCGCGCGCCGCGGCGGCAGGGGAGGCGCCUCCGCGCCGUGGAGAUGGGCGCGCCCGGCGGCGAGCCUCCCGCCGGCGCGCCGGAGGAUCCGUCCGUCGACUUCGCGUUCGUCAGCCCGCGGCUGCUGCCGGACGGGACGCCGGACGUGCACUACCGGACGGCGCGUGGCGGGCAGAAGCUCCGGGACAUCAUGCUCGAGGGCUACAUCGACCUCUACGGGCCCUACGAUAAGCUUCUCCUCAACUGCUCGGGAGGCGGCGUGUGCGGGACCUGCAUCGUCGAGGUGGUUCAGGGCAAGGAAAUGCUUUCUCCAAAAACUGAAGUGGAGAAGGAGAUGCUCAAAAGGAAACCCAAGACGUGGAGAUUGGCGUGCCAGGCUACGGUCGGCAAUGCAGAUUCAACUGGGCAGAUGGUCAUUCAGCAAUUGCCGGAGUGGAAGAUACAUGAGUGGGACAAGUAGAAGUAACCAACUGGUCUUAAAAAGUACUCGUAUGGCCUGCCAUGAACAUGGGGAGUGGAGAAGCAAUUGAUCAGUAGAAUAACUGAUGAAGAUUUAUGAAGCUUUCAAUACUCCAUACAAAAGAUCUUGAGCGUCUCUUUUCUUCUGUAGCAACUAAAUGGAGUAUGGAUGCAAUUAGCCUCGUUCUGUAAAUCGCUCCCUUGUUCGAAAAUGCAACCGCAACGUGUUCAUGAUCC
Messenger RNA from Panicum hallii, 883 nucleotides. Its product is annotated as photosynthetic NDH subunit of subcomplex B 3, chloroplastic. The record is from RefSeq and is a predicted model, not a curated record. Gene Ontology annotation, biological process: P450-containing electron transport chain. The transcript is spliced from 6 exons. The coding region runs from base 81 to 647 and encodes 188 amino acids. NCBI's taxonomy places the organism in Eukaryota, Viridiplantae, Streptophyta, Magnoliopsida, Poales, Poaceae. Gene Ontology annotation, molecular function: 2 iron, 2 sulfur cluster binding. Gene Ontology annotation, cellular component: chloroplast thylakoid membrane.